AUGCAGAACGAAGAGGGUCAGAUCACAGAACUAUACGUUCCUAGGAAAUGCUCUGCUACUAACCGGAUGAUCACAUCAAAGGAUCACGCCUCUGUUCAGCUCAACAUUGGGCAUUUAGAUGCUGAUGGCAUCUACACCGGACAGUUCACUACCUUUGCUCUCUGCGGUUUUGUUCGUGCCCAGGGAGAUGCAGACAGUGGCGUGGACAGGCUGUGGCAGAAGAAGAAGGUCGAAGCCAAACAAAUCUAAAGAUGCUUUAUUAAGCUGUCGUUCUCCUUUGUUAUUAUUUAGUUAAAAGAAAGAUCAUCGGAUGUACUGAAGUAAUGAUUUUUUGCUUGACGCUUGGUUAUAAUGCUUUUGCUUGUCAUACAUUUUUCUCUAGUGAGAUACUAUAAAGUAUAAACCUUUCACAUU
Messenger RNA from Brassica oleracea var. oleracea, 414 nucleotides. RefSeq names its product 40S ribosomal protein S21-2. The record is from RefSeq and is a predicted model, not a curated record. Gene Ontology annotation, biological process: endonucleolytic cleavage in ITS1 to separate SSU-rRNA from 5.8S rRNA and LSU-rRNA from tricistronic rRNA transcript (SSU-rRNA, 5.8S rRNA, LSU-rRNA); endonucleolytic cleavage to generate mature 3'-end of SSU-rRNA from (SSU-rRNA, 5.8S rRNA, LSU-rRNA); translation. Bases 1 to 249 code for a protein of 82 amino acids. NCBI's taxonomy places the organism in Eukaryota, Viridiplantae, Streptophyta, Magnoliopsida, Brassicales, Brassicaceae. Gene Ontology annotation, cellular component: ribosome; cytosolic small ribosomal subunit. The transcript has 3 exons. Gene Ontology annotation, molecular function: structural constituent of ribosome.